CUUCUCCUUCCCCGUUCCACUUCUCUGUCAUAAAAAACCUCUGUUUCUCUUCAAAACAAAAAACCCGAUAAUGACUUUCUUCUCCAUUGUUUCACAAACAUGAGAACAACGACUACACAAUGCACUCGGCAGAGAGGCUCCACAGCACCAUGGAGAUCUGUGGUGGAUUGACCCAAGAGACAACUCUCCACUUCCACCCAUUUGCACGGAUGGGUUUGCUUGAAGCUUUUCUCUCUGUCUUUGGAACACUGGUAAUUCAGAAAACUUGCAGCUACAAAGGCAUCAUGUCUGCGCCCGAGUCAAUUGGAAACAACACUCAGAAAAAGCUUAUAAAAAUAGUUAUCAGUUUAGACACUGUGUGUCCAUGGUGCUUUGUGGGCAAAAAAAAUCUUGACAAAGCUAUAGCUGCAUCUAAGGAUCACUAUGACUUUAAGGUUUUUAGGGGCCAUGGAUUGGAAUAUAACCUUUCAGGACUCACGGGAAAUACUCUAGACAACCACAGGCUUAUGCAUUUCGCUGGGCAAUAGGGUCUUGAUAAGCAACAUAAUCUUAUGGAGGUGCUCUCUCUUGGCUACUUCACUCAGGCAAAAUUUAUUGGUGACAAAUUGUCAGAGUGAUCGCUACUCAUUCUCUCUCAAUCACGCGCUAUAGUCCACCCCCUCAAUCUUUGCCUUUUAUCAACGCCACCACCAAGGCUUACAUCAGUGAUACUUCAAAUGAAUGUAGUAGCAACUUAUCAAGUGAACAAGGUGGUGAUUCUACAAAGUUUCAAAAAGUUGAUGUUCAAAGCAAUGGGCAACUCACACCAACAUCUAUGCUCAAGGAAAACAAAAAGACAUAUUUAGUGACUAUUACAAAGCAACAAAGGAAGAA
Quercus lobata is the source of this 873-nucleotide messenger RNA. RefSeq lists its product as uncharacterized. NCBI's taxonomy places the organism in Eukaryota, Viridiplantae, Streptophyta, Magnoliopsida, Fagales, Fagaceae. Bases 120 to 527 code for a protein of 135 amino acids. The transcript has 6 exons. The record is from RefSeq and is a predicted model, not a curated record.